AGUCGAACAAUAAUAAUUUUCUUCUAAAUCAAAGUUUACUAUUUAGCCUAAAAAAUAAACCCUGGUAGUGACAUUGAAUAAACUUUCAACAAGCGUCACCAAACUUCUAUGUUUGUUUUGUGCAAAAAGUCAUCAUUGUUCCGUAAACUUUUCGCCUAAUUGUUUUUCUCGCAAUAAUAUGGAUAGAUCGUAUAAAAAAUAUAAAAAAAGUGGAGCUUAUCAUCGAAAAUUGACAAAAACUCGUGAAAAGUAUGAAAAAGUUUUCAAACAACUAUACAGUAACGCUCGAUUGGAAGUAUGUGAAAAAAAUAUUCCGACUUCAAAGCCAUUUUUGUCUCCGCUACAACAAAAUGUCAAUUACCGUGAGUCAAUCUAAACAUUCCGUUACAAUAAGUUAUAGGUACAAUUUUUUUAUACCACAGAUAAACCUGAAGCCACGCGUUUUCCCACAACUCAUGAUUCAAUAUGCAUCGCACCCAUUUCCGAAAUCAUUUCAGAUGGAAAUAUAUCAGAAAAUAGUAACGAAACACUCAAUGAACCACUGAUCCGGUUACAUCCGAAUUUCAAUGAGUGUCCGAAACCUCAGCAUGGCAACAAUUCAGAUGAACUUUUUCGAGUAUGGGCACUUCGUCAUAGCAUUACUCAUCAUGCUUUGAAAGAUUUACUGACAAUAGUUAAACAACAUUACCACGAUAAAACUUUGCCGUCAGAUCCAAGAACUCUCCUGGGUACUCCACGAAAUAGCAGUAAACUGUGCCUUCCAAUCAGCGGAGGAGUCGUGAAUUUCAACGGAAAAAAUGGAUGUCUGAAGUGUACGAUAACUGGAGAAUAUUCCCACAUUUCUCGUACCGUGGUGUUUCCAUCUAUCCGUUGCCCACUGCGAACUGAUGAAAUAUUUCGUCGUAAAGAGUAUGGUAGACACCACACGGCUCGGGAGUCACCUUUACUAAAAAUUCCAGGGCUCGACAUGAUCCAGGAUUUCGUGGUUGCUGAUCAAUUACACCUGUUAGAGCUAGGAAUAAUGAAACGCUUAUUAACUGGAUGGAGAGAUGGUAACCUAGGUUUUGCAGGAAAAAUGAGUGCAUAUCAAAUACAACAUUUAUCAGCUAUGAUUGAAAGCGUGAAACUGCCAAAAGAAGUUCACCGAAAAAUGCGAGGAAUAGAUUGUCUGGCAUUUUGGAAAGGAACAGAGUGUCGUACGUUUUUAAAUUAUGUGGGAAUUGUUGUUUUAAAAGGUGUGUUAAACGAAACUUUAUAUAAACAUUUUUUGUUGCUUUUUACAGCAGUAACGAUUUGUUCAUCAGAUUUUCAUGCAAAUUUACGACCAACAGCACAGGGCCUUUUCGAAAAAUUUAUUCAAGAAUUCAUGAUAAUUUAUGGAGAACAAUACAUAACUAGUAAUAUUCACAACCUAGAACACAUUGUUGGCGACGUGGAUCGAUUUGGAUCAUUAAACACAAUAUCGGCUUAUCCAUUCGAAAGUUAUUUAUCUCAGAUUAAAAAUUUUGUACGGCAGGGUAACAACUGUUUAGAACAAGUUGUUAACAGGUUGCUUGAAAAAAAUGAACAACUGAAACAAAAAAAAAAUUUUACACCCAAAGUGACAAGACGAGGAAGCUUUGUUCAAUGUGAAAUCAAAAACGGACUAUUAAUUAGCAACACAUUCAAAGACUCAUGUUUUUUGGCAAAAAACUUAGACAUAGUACAGAUGACCGAUGCUACAAUUGAUAUUUUUAAUAACAUUACUAUUCAUGGCUCCCCCGUAUCAAAUUUCUGUAACUUUUUUGAUUUUCCAAUUCCUUCAUCAAAACUAUAUAUUUUUUUGACAAAUUUAUGUAUUAGUUCCAGGAAGGCAUACACUAUAAAUGAAAUGUUUUGUAAGUUUGUAGUUGUCCCGUAUACGCGAAACAAUGUUGUAUUGUUACCGUUACUUCAUACAUUUUGUGCUGACUAAAAAGAUAAACACAAGCUCAACAAAUUUAACAGUUCAAAGUUCCUAGAAACAUAUGUAUUUUAAGCGAGAAAACAUGUCAAAUUUACAUUAAAAACAAC
Molecule: messenger RNA, 2052 nt
Organism: Wyeomyia smithii (pitcher-plant mosquito)
Lineage: Eukaryota; Metazoa; Arthropoda; Insecta; Diptera; Culicidae
Product: FAD synthase-like
Exons: 2
Coding region: 968-1954 (328 amino acids)
Biological process (GO): FAD biosynthetic process
Molecular function (GO): FMN adenylyltransferase activity
Source: RefSeq, a predicted model, not a curated record